Empidonax traillii (willow flycatcher) is the source of this 1476-nucleotide messenger RNA. Its product is annotated as zinc finger protein CKR1-like. NCBI's taxonomy places the organism in Eukaryota, Metazoa, Chordata, Aves, Passeriformes, Tyrannidae. Gene Ontology annotation, molecular function: DNA-binding transcription factor activity, RNA polymerase II-specific; RNA polymerase II cis-regulatory region sequence-specific DNA binding. Gene Ontology annotation, biological process: regulation of transcription by RNA polymerase II. Bases 31 to 1476 code for a protein of 481 amino acids. The transcript has 2 exons. The record is from RefSeq and is a predicted model, not a curated record.
GGAGCGUUCUCCCGGCACUCCCUCCCGGCCAUGGAGCCCUGGGCGCUGCUGGACCCGCGGCAGAGGGAGCUGUACCGGGACGUGAUGCACGAGAGCUACGAGACCCUCCUGUCCCUGGCAGCUCAGGGCCUGGUGAGCCAGAAGGCGGCGGAGGACGGAGCGGCCGAGCCCGGCGAGGGGCCGGGGGUGGGCUCGUCCCACGGCGCGGAGCGGGAGAAGCCGCUCGGCUCCCGCCGGCGCAAAGCCAAGCGCCCGGACAGGGCCGUGCCCGCCGGAGCCCCCCGAGCCCCCGCGGCGGCGGCGGCGGCGGCGCCCGGGCCGGGCCGCGCCGAACCCCCACCCGGGGGGCCGUGCCGGGAGCGGCCCUUCGGCUGCGCCGACUGCGGGAAGAGCUUCCCGUGGGCCUCGCACCUGGAGCGGCACCGGCGCGUCCACACCGGCGAGCGGCCCUUCGGCUGCCCCGAGUGCGGCGAGACCUACAGCCAGAGCUCGCACCUGCGGCAGCACCGGCGCGGCCACGCCGGCGACCGCCCGCGCCGGCGCGGCAAACACUCAGCCGAGCCGGCGUCCCACGGCCUCGCCGCCCGGCGGCCCCACCGCUGCGGGGACUGCGGCAAGGCCUUCGCCUGGGCCUCGCACCUGGAGCGGCACCGGCGCGUGCACACCGGCGAGCGGCCCUUCGGCUGCCCCGAGUGCGGCGAGGCCUUCAGCCAGGCCUCCCACCUGGCCAAGCACCGGCGCGGCCACGCGGGCGAGCGGCCGCACCGCUGCCCGGCCUGCGGCAAGACCUUCCGGCAGAGCGCGGAGCUGGCGCGGCACCGGCGCGCCCACCCGGGCCGGCGGGCCCCGCGCUGCGGGCACUGCGCCCGCCUGUUCCGCGCCGGGCCGGCGCUGGCGCGGCACCAGCGCUGCCACCGGCCCGAGCGCCGCCACCCCUGCGCCGACUGCGGCAAGGCCUUCGUGUGGGCCUCGCACCUGGAGCGGCACCGGCGCGUCCACACCGGCGAGCGGCCCUUCCCCUGCGGCAGCUGCGGCGAGCGCUUCGCCCAGAAGGCCCACCUGCUGCAGCACCGCAGGAAGACCCACUCCCCCGACCGGCCCUACAAGUGCGGCGACUGCGGCAAGCGCUUCGGCGACGCCGCCCCCUUCCUGGCGCACCGGCGCGGCCACGCCGCCCGCAAGAGCUUCGCCUGCGGCCACUGCGGCAAGGCCUUCGCCUGGGCCUCGCACCUGGAGCGCCACCGGCGCGUCCACACCGGCGAGCGCCCCUUCGGCUGCCCCGAGUGCGGCGAGGCCUUCAGCCAGGCCUCCCACCUGGCCAAGCACCGGCGCAGCCACCUCCCCAAGGCCGCGGGCACGGGGGGGACCCGGCACUGCCCCUCGCCGGGAGCCGGCGCCGGGGGGAACGGCCCCACAGCAGUCACCACAGCGGGAGCCCCCGGCAGCGAGGAGCCCCGAGGGGCUGAGACCCCCUGA